Messenger RNA from Pseudoliparis swirei, 4528 nucleotides. It is a transcript of the gene xpo1a, whose product is annotated as exportin 1 (CRM1 homolog, yeast) a. Lineage: Eukaryota; Metazoa; Chordata; Actinopteri; Perciformes; Liparidae. The transcript is spliced from 25 exons. Gene Ontology annotation, biological process: ribosomal large subunit export from nucleus; protein export from nucleus; ribosomal small subunit export from nucleus. The record is from RefSeq and is a predicted model, not a curated record. The coding region runs from base 599 to 3799 and encodes 1066 amino acids. Gene Ontology annotation, molecular function: small GTPase binding; nuclear export signal receptor activity. Gene Ontology annotation, cellular component: cytoplasm; nucleus.
GGUUGGAAGCGUGAGCUUAGAGGAAGAGCACACUUGCAGGCAUUAAAACGUCUCCCGUGCGUUUGUGUGCGAACCAGAGUCAGAAAUACAAAAAAGACUCUUUAAAUAUAUAUAUAUAUAUUUUUUUCUACGUGGUUAUGACCCGGAUUACCGCUCAAAAAGGUGCGACUCCGUGAACGUUGACUUUUCCAUUUAGCGGUUUCUCCCUUUAGCGUGGUGGGAGUCGGCUGUAAUCACUGGUAGCUCCACGAAAAGAAGAGAUGUGUCUAAACUGGCGGAAGACGAGAAACAAUAAGGCAGCGGGAAGGUUUUAAAACGUCGCGGAGAACGGAUAAGAAUCCAGCGGUAACUGUUCUUUUUUUUUUUUCCGUCUUUAUAUAUAUAUGUUUUUAAAUUAGCUCCGUCGGUUUCAUCGGGGGGGAGUUAGCUUGUUGCUAUCGAAGGUUAGGGAGCCGUGUGAGCGCGUGCAAUGAGAUAACGUGACGCUGUUUUUUUCCACAAUAUUCCGGUUUUUUUCCAAACGGUACCAGUCAACAUCCGGGUACCCGAUACUUUUUUUUCUUUCCACGAGUAGGACGGGAGACACAAAAUAGUCUCUAUGCCAGCAGAAAUGACGAUGUUGGCCGAGCAACCAGCCAGACAGCUGCUGGACUUCAGCCAGAAACUGGACAUCAACCUGUUGGACAAUGUUGUCAACUCCAUGUACCACGACAUCGGAUCCCAGCAACGAGUGGCCCAGGAGGUCCUCACCAACCUCAAGGACCACCCAGACGCCUGGACGAGGGUCGACACCAUCCUGGAGUUCUCGCAGAACAUGAAGACUAAAUAUUACGCGCUGCAGAUCCUGGAGACGGUCAUCAAAACUCGCUGGAAGAUCCUCCCCAGAAACCAGUGCGAAGGCAUCAAGAAGUACGUCGUCGGGUUGAUCAUCAAGACGUCGUCGGAUCCCACGAACAUGGAGAAGGAGGGCGUGUACAUCUCCAAACUCAACAUGAUCCUCGUACAGAUCCUGAAGCAGGAAUGGCCGAAGCACUGGCCGACCUUCAUCAGCGACAUCGUGGGCGCCAGCCGGACGAGCGAGAGCCUCUGCCAGAACAACAUGAUCAUCCUCAAGUUGCUCAGCGAGGAGGUGUUCGACUUCUCCAGCGGACAGAUGACCCAGGUGAAGGCCAAGCACCUCAAAGACAGCAUGUGCAACGAGUUCUCCCAAAUAUUCCAGCUGUGCCAGUUCGUGAUGGAAAACUCCCAGAAUGCACCGCUGGUCCACGCCACGCUGGAGACGCUGCUCCGCUUCCUGAACUGGAUCCCGCUGGGUUACAUCUUCGAGACCAAGCUCAGCAGCACGCUGGUGUACAAGUUCUUGAACGUUCCCAUGUUUCGCAACGUGACGCUGAAAUGUUUGACGGAGAUCGCCGGAGUGACCGUCAACCAGUACGAGGAGCAGUUUGUCAACCUGUUCACCCUCACCAUGAGCCAGCUCAAACAGAUGCUGCCUCUGAACACAAACAUCAGGCUGGCGUACUCCAACGGGAAAGACGACGAGCAGAACUUCAUCCAGAACCUCAGCCUGUUCCUCUGCACCUUCCUCAAGGAGCACGGCCAGCUCAUCGAGAAGAGGGCCAACCUGCGGGAGUCGCUCUUGGAGGCGCUGCACUUCAUGCUGCUGGUGUCCGAGGUGGAGGAGACGGAGAUCUUUAAGAUCUGCCUGGAGUACUGGAACCACCUGGCGGCCGAGCUCUACAGGGAGAGUCCGUUCUCCACCUCCAGCACGCCGCUGCUCUCCGACGUGCCGCCGCGCCGACACCUCUACCUGCCCGUGCUCUCCCAGGUGCGUCUGCUGAUGGUGAGCCGCAUGGCCAAACCAGAGGAGGUGCUGGUGGUGGAGAACGACCAGGGCGAGGUGGUCCGCGAGUUCAUGAAGGACACGGACGCCAUCAACCUGUACAAGAACAUGAGGGAGACUCUCGUGUACCUGACCCACCUGGACUACGCCGACACUGAACGCAUCAUGACGGAGAAGCUCCACAACCAGGUGAACGGCACCGAGUGGUCGUGGAGGAACCUGAACAUGCUCUGCUGGGCCAUCGGCUCCAUCAGCGGGGCGAUGCACGAGGAGGACGAGAAGAGGUUCCUGGUCACGGUCAUCAAGGACCUUCUUGGCUUGUGUGAGCAGAAGCGAGGGAAGGACAACAAGGCCAUCAUCGCGUCCAACAUCAUGUACAUCGUGGGCCAGUACCCUCGCUUCCUGCGGGCGCACUGGAAGUUCCUCAAGACAGUCGUCAACAAGCUGUUUGAGUUCAUGCACGAAACGCACGACGGCGUGCAGGACAUGGCGUGCGACACCUUCAUCAAGAUCGCCCAGAAGUGCCGGCGGCACUUCAUCCAGGUCCAGGUGGGCGAGGUGAUGCCCUUCAUCGACGAGAUCCUCAACAACAUCAACACCAUCAUCUGCGACCUGCAGCCGCAGCAGGUCCACACGUUCUACGAGGCCGUCGGCUACAUGAUCGCAGCGCAGACGGACCAGACGGUGCAGGAGCGUCUCAUCGAGAAGUACAUGCUGCUGCCCAACCAGGUGUGGGACAGCAUCAUCCAGCAGGCCACCAAGAACGUGGACAUCCUGAAGGACCCGGAGACGGUGCGUCAGCUGGGCAGCAUCCUGAAGACCAACGUCCGCUCCUGCAAGGCGGUCGGCCAUCCCUUCGUCGUCCAGCUGGGGCGGAUCUACCUGGACAUGCUGAACGUCUACAAGUGUCUGAGCGAGAACAUCUCCUCGGCCGUCCAGACCAACGGUGAGAUAGUGACGAAGCAGCCUCUGAUCCGCAGCAUGCGGACAGUGAAGAGAGAGACGCUGAAGCUGAUCUCCGGCUGGGUCAGCCGCUCCAACGACCCCCAGAUGGUGGGGGAGAACUUCGUGCCCCCCCUGCUGGAGGCCGUGCUCAUCGACUACCAGAGGAACGUGCCGGCCGCCCGCGAACCCGAGGUCCUCAGCGCCAUGGCGACUAUCGUCAACAAGCUGGGCGUCCACAUCACGGGGGAAAUCCCCAAGAUCUUCGACGCCGUCUUCGAGUGCACGCUGAACAUGAUCAACAAGGACUUUGAGGAGUUCCCGGAGCACAGGACUCAUUUCUUCUACCUCCUCCAAGCCGCCACGUCCCAGUGCUUCCCGGCCUUCCUGUCCAUCGCCCCGGCCCAGUUCAAACUCAUCCUGGACUCCAUCAUCUGGGCCUUCAAGCACACCAUGAGGAACGUGGCCGACACAGGUCUCCAGAUCCUCUACAUCCUCCUGCAGAACGUGUCCGGGGAGGACGCCGCCGCUCAGAGCUUCUACCAGACGUACUUCUGCGACGUCCUGCAGCACAUCUUCUCCGUGGUCACCGACACCUCGCACACCGCAGGGCUGACCAUGCACGCCACCAUCUUGGCCUACAUGUUCAACCUGGUGGAGGAGGGGAAGGUCAGCGUGGCGCUGAGCGCCUCCAGCCCGGCCAACAACCAGGCGCACGUCCAGGAGUACAUCGCCAACCUGCUGAAGACGGCCUUCCCCCACCUGCAAGAUGCCCAGGUGAAGGUGUUCGUCACGGGGCUGUUCAGCCUGAACCAGGACAUCCCGGCCUUCAAGGAGCACCUCAGGGACUUCCUGGUGCAGAUCAAGGAGUUCGCCGGCGAGGACACGACGGACCUGUUCCUGGAGGAGAGGGAGACGGCGCUGCGCCAAGCGCACGAGGAGAAGCACAAGCAGCAGCUGUCGGUGCCCGGCAUCCUCAACCCGCACGAGCUGCCAGAGGAGAUGUGCGACUGAAGCGUGUACAGGACGGCUCUGAGGGGGGCGGGGGGGAGUCGAGUGUGUGUGUGAAUGCGUGUGUGUGUGUAGAUGAUGAGGGGCUAGAGGAAAGACCCCAGCACUCGGUUGUACGUCGACCAAAUAAAUGUCAAUAUGUAAAUGAGAAUCGUCCUCUGACCUCCUCCACCUCGGUGCGGAUUCUUUUCUCUUUUUUCUUUUUUUUCUCUCUUCUUACAAACUUAUUUUAUACAGCAAUUGUUUUUUUGUGUUGUGUUUUUUUUUCUCCUGUGUAACAUGCCAUGUUUUUGUUAAACCUGUUGCUAAUUAAAAGCUUUAUGUUUGGCCAUACGGUUAUUUUACACCUGCAUGAAGUUGAUACUAAUUCCCCGGUUAUUUUUAAUCCCUCGUUUCACCGCCUCUGCUCUUUGUUAAUAUGUAAUAUAUAUAAUGUGGAAACGCGUGCGACGGUUAGUGGACUGCUCUGGUUUCUGAAGUGGCGCCGAAGGACCAAUGUGACGCUCAAGGGGACGCCGCGUACGCCCUUGCUUCCUUUGUUGUCUGGUUUUCGGUGUGUGUUUGUGUUUUUGUUUAUUCUUCCGGCUCUCUGGAGUCGGUCAGAGCGCUCUGCGUUUUGGGAUGAGAAGGAAGGCUGUGUGCAUAUCAUCCUGUUUGUAAAGCUGUCGCGGUACUCUGAGAAUAUAAAGUUGGCUAUUUUUACAAAAAAGAAAAGAACAACAAAAACAAGUC